Capra hircus (goat) is the source of this 2256-nucleotide messenger RNA. RefSeq names its product cationic amino acid transporter 3-like. Lineage: Eukaryota; Metazoa; Chordata; Mammalia; Artiodactyla; Bovidae. The record is from RefSeq and is a predicted model, not a curated record. Gene Ontology annotation, biological process: transmembrane transport; amino acid transport. Gene Ontology annotation, molecular function: amino acid transmembrane transporter activity. Gene Ontology annotation, cellular component: plasma membrane.
AGAAUUCUGACAUUAAGAGAAGUUCUGCUAGAAGAACAUGGCUUUCCUGUGCCUUAAGACCAGCACUCUGAGAUCAUAGCCUCCUCAACUAUGUCUAGGAUGGUGUAUCAGUAUGUUCGCCAGUUUGGUCAGAAGCUGGUCCACAGGCGAGGGGCAGACACCAUAAAGGAGUCUGACGGUCUCAAGAUUCAUCUGAGCGCCACAGAGCUGGUGUUCUUGGGUGUGGGCAGGAACCUGGGAGCCGGCCUGUACAUCGUGCUUGGUGCAGUGGCCAAGUACAUAGCUGGACCAGCGAUUGUCAUCUGCUUCUUGGUGGCCGGCCUGUCUUCUCUGCUGUCGAGGCUCUGCUAUGUGGAGUUUGAUGCACGGGUACCACGCUCCUCUUCUGCGUAUGUCUGCAGCUACGUCAUGAUGGGACAGCUCUGGGCCUUUGUCGUUGGCUGGAACAUCAUACUGUUAUUUUUCAAUUGGUGUUCAAUUUUGUCUGUGAAUGUUCGUUUUUCUGCUGCUGCAGCCAUUGCAUGUACAGCCCGCGCCUGGAGGUACGCCUUUGACAGCCUCAUUGGGGACCGCAUCUCUCAGAAAUUGGAGGAAACUGUCCCUCUGCAUGCACCCUACUUUCUGGCCACGGAUGCAGACUUUUUCGCACUGGGCCUGGUGCUGCUGCUUGCGGUACUACUCGCUCUGGGAGUUCCUGAGUCAGCCUGGGUUUACAGAGUGUUCACGGGCAUCAACCUUUUGGUUCUCAGCUUCAUCAUCGUCUCUGGCUUCAUUAAUGGGGACCUGCACAACUGGAAGCUCACAGAACAGGACUACCCAUUGGCAACAGCUGUAUUCUCAUAUAGCUUGGGCCCUCCAGGUGCUGGAGGGUUUGUGCCUUUUGACUUUGAGGGGGUUGUCCAAGGAGCAGCUACGUGUUUCUAUGCAUUUGUUGGUUUUGCUGCCAUUGCCGCUAGAGAGAGAGGAGACCUCAAGCCUCAGCGGUCCAUCUCCCUGAUCUCACUCCUCAUGUGCUUUUUGGCGUAUUUCGCUGUCUCAGCGGCACUCACCCUCAUGGUGCCCUACUACCAGAUUCAUCACCACAGCCCCUUGCCCGAGGCUUUUCUCCAUGUUGGCUGGGGCCCUGCCAGAUAUGUGGUGGCUGUUGGCGUCCUCUGUGCUCUUACGUCCAGCCUCCUGGGUGACAUGUUCCCCAUGUCUCGGUUAAUCCGUGCAAUGGCAGAGGACGGGCUCCUUUUCCGGGGACUUGCCCGGGUCUAUGGUCACACAAAAAUCCCCGUCGUGGCCAUCAUGUCUUCUGGAAGCCUUGCAGGGAUCAUGGCAUUACUCUUUGAGUUCAGCCACAUUGCAAACCUCAUGGCAGUUGCGUCCCUGCUUGCUUACUCCAUGGUGUCCUUCUCGGUCCUUGUUCUCAGGUACCAGCCAGGUCAGAAUUUAAGUAAGAGUGAGAAAACGGAAGAAGAAACUGAGAUGGAGCUUGUACCUGUAGGAAGUCCUUUGGACUCUGUACCUGAAGCAGGAACCUCAAACAUUCUAAAGAGCCUGUGGUUCCCUACUAGCACCACCCCCACCCGGAAAUCUGGCCAGAUUGUCUAUAGAUGUGCCUUCCUGCUUGUUCUCCUGCUGAGCAUCCUGAGCCUGGUCCUGGCCCAGUGGCCCAGACGUGUGUUCUCUGGAGACCCCGCGCUCACAACAGUGGCUGUGCUGCUGCUGCUGCUCAUCACUGGGGUGACGGCCAUCAUCUGGAGGCAGCCCCAGAGCCCCAGUCCUCUUACGUUCAGGGUCCCUGCUCUGCCUGUCCUCCCGCUGGUCAGCAUCUUCGUGAACCUUUCCUUGAUGAUGCAGAUGACCUCUGGGACCUGGAUCCUCUUUGGCAUCUGGAAUGCCAUUGGAUUUGCCAUAUACUUUGGAUAUGGGGUCCGACACAGCUUGGAGGAGAACAAUGAGCCACCAGCCUCCACCUCCCAGACUCCGGACUAAAACACCCCUAGUGAUGAAGCAUCUUAGCCAAAGGAAAUAGAUGCUGUGUGGACCCCUCCAUACACUGGAGGUAUCCGCUGGUUCAAGGCGCACUUUGAGCCUCUAUGGACUGUGCAAGUGGAAAGCAUUUAGUGCCCUGUAUUUAUUGCCAGUGGACAAAAUGACUUUGCUAUUGUAUAAUUUUUAAGUAAACUCUUUUAAGCUUAAUAUGCAUCAGAAGAUUGCAUGCUUCAUAAGUGUGUAGUAAGAUGAAUCUUCACAAAGAAAGUAUUAUGA